AGAAAAUAAAGCCAAGGCUGCAAGGACAAGUUUGUCAUCUGCUCUGAGCUACCAGGGGCCCCGCCAGGAACUCCAGGCCCGAUUGGGACCCAUCCCUUUGGAGCAGCUGCUUCAGACUAGGCUAGAAAUCACGGAGCUCUAGUGGUCAAGGGAGCCAUGGAGGACAGAGCUGGUCAGCAAGAGAGACCUAGCCUUCGUCUGGAAAAGCUACAGCACUGGGCCAGGCACAGGCAGAGUGGGCGCCUCCUGGUGCUGGCGGUGAGCCAGCUAUGGCUGGCAGUGGCCGUGGUGCCCUUUGCUGUCUCAGUAGCCUGCCUGAACUCUGCUUGUCACAUGACCACAGCACUGCCACUUGGGCCUGGCAUACUGGGUCUCCUCACUGGGAUUGUUACUCUUGAGCUGCGCAGAGCACCCCGUCUCUGGAAGGUGCGCGCCAUGAUGAUAUUCAACACCUUUACUCUGAUCUCGGGCUUCAUCGCAUUGGUGGUCGAGGUGAUGAAGACAGCCUUGAUGUCUGCCCGAACCAUCCCCUCCGAGCUAGCUGGCUUGUUGGUGCUGGAGCUCAGCGCUGAGGCCUUCACCCUAGGGGGAGUGCUGGUCUCAGCAUACUCCCUGUUCCUGCUGAGCCAGAGGAAGCCAAGAUGCUGCAGAAGCCAGAGUCUUCGCUACCAGGAGCUACAGGAGGGCCUCUCAGAGUUGGAGGAAGUUCCUGAGUUGGAGACUGGUCCCACAAUGGCUAGCACAGCAAAGAGAACAAAUGAGUGA
Messenger RNA from Budorcas taxicolor (takin), 765 nucleotides. RefSeq names its product transmembrane protein 253 (gene TMEM253). Lineage: Eukaryota; Metazoa; Chordata; Mammalia; Artiodactyla; Bovidae. The transcript has 8 exons. Bases 157 to 765 code for a protein of 202 amino acids. The record is from RefSeq and is a predicted model, not a curated record.